Molecule: messenger RNA, 463 nt
Organism: Arachis duranensis
Lineage: Eukaryota; Viridiplantae; Streptophyta; Magnoliopsida; Fabales; Fabaceae
Product: protein OSB2, chloroplastic
Exons: 2
Coding region: 17-445 (142 amino acids)
Source: RefSeq, a predicted model, not a curated record
AUAUAACUUUUAUUUCAUGGUAAUUGCUAAGUGGUUCAUUCGAAACAUUCCAAAAGUUUUCCAUUCUAAUUUGCUUAUAGAUGAUUUAAAGAAAGUUAGAGACUCUUCACUUGCUCCUUGGACUGAUCUUUUGGAUGACCCAAAGCAGUGGACUGAUUACCGUGACAGCAAACGUGAUGGGCAGGUGAAUCCUAGGUUCCCUGACUUCAAACGCAAGGAUGGGAACGGUGCCCUAUGGCUUAACAACGCUCCAAAGUGGGUUUUAUCUAGACUCGAAGAACUGAAAUUUGAUGUUCCAGCUGUAAAAUCAAAACAAGCAAAGGACUUUAAAGGUAUAUUACAUAUGAAGACCUUCAUACACAUUAUACUUAGAAUUGUGAUUCUUGUGAUUUUUGGGUUCUCCAAUUUGAGAUUCCUCCUCAUUUCCAUUUUCUUUGUUUUAUAAACGUAUGUUUGAUUGAAC